Molecule: messenger RNA, 1415 nt
Organism: Cucumis melo (muskmelon)
Lineage: Eukaryota; Viridiplantae; Streptophyta; Magnoliopsida; Cucurbitales; Cucurbitaceae
Product: protein NEN4
Exons: 5
Coding region: 318-1163 (281 amino acids)
Molecular function (GO): nucleic acid binding; 3'-5' exonuclease activity
Source: RefSeq, a predicted model, not a curated record
AAAGAUGCUGCAUGAACUGUAUUUGAUUGCAGAAAGCAAUAGGAAAGUGACAACAAAAGUCAUUCUUAACGUUUCUUGAUGAUCAAUUUUCCGUUCAAUUUGAGUUGGUUUUGCAAUUGACACCCUCCAGAAGCUAAGGACUUCUUCAUCCACGGACCAAGCUCUUGACUUUAACUUCAAGACAACCAAUCAAACCCUCAACACCAAGAAUAAUCCUCUCUUUUCUUCACCCAUUUAUAACCCCUUCAUCCUCCCAUGUCAUUGAACAUUAAGAAAACAAACAGAACUUUAUCUUUAAACUAUUUGACACAAAUUAAAUGCCAAUGGAUAUGGAAGCUUCAUGUUCAUUCAAAGAAGGUGCAACUGAGAUUGUAUUCUUCGACUUGGAAACUACCGUACCAAAAAGAGUUGGGCAACGGUUUCGAGUAUUGGAAUUUGGUGCUAUUGUUGUCUGCCCUAUGAAACUUGUAGAGCUUGAGAGCUUUGCUACUCUCAUUAAGCCAACGGAUUUAUCUGCUGUUGCGUUGAGGUCUAGCCGACCUGACGGAAUAACAAGAGAAGCUGUUGCAACUGCACCAUUGUUUGAGGAUGUGGCAGACAAGAUAUUCAGCAUCUUGAAUGGAAGGAUAUGGGCAGGUCACAACAUUCGAAGAUUCGACUGUGUUCGCAUUAAGGAGGCGUUUGCGGAGAUUGGCAGGCCUGCUCCUACCCCAGUUGGGAUGGUUGAUUCUUUAGGAGUCUUAACUAACAAAUUUGGCAAGAGAGCUGGAAACAUGAAGAUGGCAUCAUUGGCUUCUUACUUUCAGUUGGGACAGCAAAAGCACAGCCUCGACGAUGUUCGUAUGAACUUGGAGGUUCUCAAACAUUGUGCUACUGUUCUAUUUCUGGAAUCGACCCUCCCAAGCAUAUUGCAAGACAAGUGGAAGACUUCUCCCACCAAAACAACCCGAAACAGAGCCAAUGGGAAGCUGCAUUGCAGAGAGGAAAGUAGUCGAAAAUCUCCUCCAUCAUCACCGGGAUAUCAACUCAGAUCAGUUCCUUAUUCAAGGGAAAGAUUAGGCAUUGGAAAGAUGACAGCUAAGGUAAAGAAUGUACUCUACAUGGCUCAGGGAAAACAGCAUCUCAACGUCUUACUUAAACAUUCUCGAUCGCUAUUACGGUGACUCGAAACCACAUGGUUGUCCUUUGCACUCCAAAUUGUCAUUGUGUUUGUAAUAAGCUGGAACGAAAGAUAUCAAUAUAUUUUCUAUGAAGGACAGGAAGUGUGGAUGUAAAAGAGUGGUAUAUCAUCUUCUUGAUGAAGUACCUUGUCUUUUGGAGAGUGAUUCUUGUUUGUUUUUGGGAGGGAUUCUUUCAUGUACAUAUAUGAAAAUGUAUAAGCAAAAAUCAAUUGGUUUAUUCUUUCAUUACUUCAU